This is a messenger RNA of Ustilago hordei, 702 nucleotides long. RefSeq lists its product as uncharacterized. Bases 1 to 702 code for a protein of 233 amino acids. Gene Ontology annotation, biological process: macroautophagy; protein modification by small protein conjugation; protein lipidation. The transcript has a single exon. Gene Ontology annotation, cellular component: intracellular anatomical structure. Lineage: Eukaryota; Fungi; Basidiomycota; Ustilaginomycetes; Ustilaginales; Ustilaginaceae. Gene Ontology annotation, molecular function: Atg12 transferase activity. The record is from RefSeq and is a predicted model, not a curated record.
AUGGCUGCCGAUCCCCCACCACCUCAGCAAACGAGGGCCCGCCUGUCUUUCGAUCAAUUCCAAUUCCUCUGUCAAUCCUACUUGGACCGUCGAGAUAGCCUUCGCUCUACACCCUCAGCAUCCGAAGCGCGGACACUCUCCUGGCUGACCUACGCACAAGAUUGGACCUACCUUGCACCUAUCCACGCGAAUUCACCAGCCUUCUAUUCUACUGCAUGUCUCCAUCGCUCCUUUCCCCUUCUUACCUUUCCUACUGCCGCUCGUGACCAGGAGGAAGUUCUCGAAGAACCUACACUCGACCCUUCAGAAGCAAAUCCAGAUAUAAGAGAACUAGUAACCAUCACUCAGUCCAUUACCUGGUCUUCCGUCUGGCAGCUACCCAUUUUGUAUUUCUACGCAAGCGAUUCCUCAGGUCAGCCAUUGGGUCUGCAGCAGAUUAAGGAGGUAAAUAUAAUCUAUACCAGGGGAACCUUGCCAAGCCAGGGAGGGGAGGUGGUGGGUGGAGGUGUGAGUGUUGCAGAUCAUCCCAGGAAUGGCUUGCCUGUGUUCUACUUGCAUCCUUGUGAGACCGAAGGUGCGCUGUCCAUCCUUCUGAUACAGGAGCAAGGUGAGGGGGGAAUGCAGCAACGGCAGGAAGGAUGGAGAUACAUGGCAGCAUUUAUAAGUCUGUGCGCUUCUGCUGUUGAGAUGCGUGCUUCCUGA